Molecule: messenger RNA, 1761 nt
Organism: Exophiala spinifera
Lineage: Eukaryota; Fungi; Ascomycota; Eurotiomycetes; Chaetothyriales; Herpotrichiellaceae
Exons: 1
Coding region: 1-1761 (586 amino acids)
Biological process (GO): phosphatidylinositol-mediated signaling; lipid metabolic process
Molecular function (GO): phosphatidylinositol-4,5-bisphosphate phospholipase C activity
Source: RefSeq, a predicted model, not a curated record
AUGUCAGACUCCGGCCUGGCCUCAAAGUUGGCCGGCUUGAAACCCUUCUCCAAGUCAAAACGUAAAGUUGACGAUGAAGACACGGGCGACGAAGUCGACUCUUCGACAGUUGCCGGUGGCGGACAUGCUUCGCGACAAAGUCAAAUCACCCGAACUCAAUUGAACGUGAGCCAUGCCAUAAGGUCCUUUUUGGUGCAUCAAAACGUGCUCUCGAAAGACGAGGCCGGGGUGGAUGAGCCGGAGAGUAUGCCUAGACCCCUGUACAACCUUCUCGAAAAGCCUCACAUCGACGUCCCUGCAUAUGUCGUCGACCGAUCUUACCCUCUGCCCGAGUACUUCAUCAGUUCAAGCCACAACACCUACUUACAAGCACACCAACUGUACGGCGAAAGCUCUGCCAAGGCAUACGAGACGGCUUUGAACACCGGGUCUCGUUGUGUAGAGAUAGACGCCUGGGACAAUGACGAAUCCCCGGACGAGCCAAAAGUCACGCACGGCUAUACUUUGGUCUCAAACAUCCCGUUUCGCGCGGUGUGCGAGACUAUACGCGACUUCGUCGACAAAGAGACAGCGCAGGGCGGAAGCGUGUCCGACUAUCGACCUGGACCGACCUUCAUCAGUCUCGAAAACCACUGCGGCCCUGAGGGUCAGCAACGACUGGUAUCGAUAAUGAAAGAGGUUUGGGGCGACCGCCUUUUGAGUAAGCAUGUCAGGGAAAAAGGUCAUCAGGAGCAGCAAGGGCACGGCGAACAUGUGAGCCUCGAGGAACUUGGAGCCAAAAUUGUGGUAAUCGUUGAAUACCACUACCCCGACGAGCCAGAGGAUAGCGAAGAUGACUCCAGCUCCAGCAGCUCUGAUGAAGCGGAAGAAGAUAGGCGAGCUCGACAGAUCUACGAAGAAAAUAAGAAGUCUGCACCAUCGACUGCCAUAAUCCCCGAACUCGCUGAACUGGGGGUAUAUGCUCAAUCAGUAAAGCCCCAAAACACCUCAUGGUUCAGCGAAGUCGGGCUCCAAGAACCACACCAUCACCUCAUCAACGUCUCCGAGUCUGGGCUAAAGGCUCACAUGCCUGCUGAAAACGAGCACAUUGCCCGUCACAACGCUCAUCAUCUGAUGCGAGUGUACCCAAAAGGCACGCGAAUCUCAUCGAAUAACCUUAACCCGGUUCCGUUCUGGGGACUUGGUGCCCAAAUAUGUGCUCUCAACUGGCAAACGUUUGCCGCCCCGCUGCAGAUCAACGAGGCUUUGUUCAGUGGGACGGAUGGGUUUGUCCUGAAACCUGCCGCUCUUCGCAGUGGCGGUAGCGGCAAAUUGAGCACUGGAAAGAAGAAGAGACUACGACUGCACGUGGGAGGUGCAACAGAUGUGCCAAUCCCGGCAGAUCGCGAAGCGCAUGAUAUUAAACCAUACCUGACUUGUACGCUUGUUCAUCCGGACGAUCACGACAACGAGCCAGCCAAGCGCAAAACCCGACCCUACAGGCAACAUAGACUCGGGUUCCUUCAUACUGGAGACAAUCCUUCACCCAAAGACCCUGUCUGGGACGAGACCCUAGAGUGGGAAUACGAGGAUAAUGAGCUGGUCUUUAUCCGCAUGCUGAUCAAAUCAGAUGAUAGUUUCGCAAGAAAUCCCAAGUUCGCGGUGGCUGCGGUGCGGUUGCUGUAUGUGACUCCAGGGUGGAGUUUUAUCCGACUCCUGGAUUUCAAAGGGAGAGAGACGGCGUGCUCGUUACUGGUCAAGUUUGAUAUUGACGAUGCAUAG